UGGUCAUCUGUUAGCCAGACCCCUGUCCUGACAGGUGAGAGCACCUUGAAUUGUUGACAGCCUUUCUGACAUGGACAGCCAGGGGAGGAAAGUGGUGGUCUGUGACAAUGGGACAGGGUUUGUUAAGUGUGGUUUUGCUGGAUCCAACUUCCCAGACCACAUCUUCCCUGCGAUGGUGGGUCGACCAAUGAUACGAUCAAACAACAAAGUGGGCGACAUCGAGAUAAAGGACCUGAUGGUGGGGGAAGAGGCCAGCGAGUGUCGCUCCAUGCUGGAGGUGUCCUACCCCAUGGAGAACGGCAUUGUGCGCUGUUGGGAAGACAUGCUGUACCUGUGGGACUACACCUUUGGCCCUAACCGUCUGAACAUCAACCCAUCAGACUGCAAGAUCUUGCUGACCGAGCCCCCCAUGAACCCAACCAAGAACCGUGAGAAAAUUGCAGAGGUCAUGUUUGAGAAGUACCAGUUCUAUGGCAUCUAUGUGGCGAUUCAGGCUGUGCUCACUCUGUACGCUCAAGGUUUGCUCACUGGUGUGGUCGUUGAUUCGGGGGAUGGCGUCACCCACAUCUGUCCAGUGUAUGAAGGCUUUUCUUUACCGCACCUCACUCGUAGGCUGGACAUCGCAGGACGUGACAUCACACGCUACCUCAUUAAGCUCCUGCUGCUCCGCGGUUAUGCCUUCAACCACACUGCUGACUUUGAAACCGUGCGUAUGCUGAAGGAGAAGCUGUGCUAUGUGGGAUACAACAUCGAGCAGGAGCAGCGCCUGGCCACAGAAACCACCUACCUGGUGGAAUCAUUUACGCUCCCUGAUGGCCGACAGGUGAGUGUGGGUGGAGAGAGGUUCGGGGCUCCUGAAGCCCUCUUCCAGCCUCACCUUAUCAACGUGGAGGGAGUAGGAGUGGCCGAGUUGCUGUUCAACACCAUCCAGGCUGCAGACAUUGACCUCAGGGCAGACUUCUAUAAGCACAUUGUGCUGUCUGGAGGGACCACCAUGUACCCCGGCCUUCCAUCCAGACUGGAGAGAGAGCUCAAGCAGCUGUAUCUGGAGAGAGUGCUGAAUGGAGACACUGACAAGCUAUCAAAGUUCAAGAUCCGAAUUGAGGACCCUCCCAGCCGUAAACACAUGGUGUUCCAGGGUGGCGCCGUGUUGGCCAACAUCAUGAAGGACAAGGACUCCUUCUGGCUGAGCAGGGCGGAGUACCAGGAGAAAGGCCUGAGUGUGCUGCAAAAACUGGGAGGGGGAGUCAGAUAAAAAUAACAACAAAUAAAAACAACAUCCCCCAAAUAGUUGAAAUAUUUGCAUACCGUGCACUCCUCCUCGACUGCUCAACCAGCUGAUAGAAGCUUUGAUAAUCAAUGAAUCAUUGAUCCAGCAAACAUGCACGUGGCUCCAGCUUGUCACAUGUAAGGGUUUGCUGCUUCUGUGUGUUUUAUAACAUAGUAAACUGAACAUCUUUGGACUAUUGUGGAUUCAGAGAAACUGUAGAACUGGUAUUUUCCCACUUCCAUAUUCUGACCUUAUACAGACUAAAUGACUUGAUUGCACAAGAAGCAGAUACCUGCGACUUACAGACUGAGACAUUUGACACAUAUAAUUGGUUAAAUUGGGUCUCAGUUCAAUCUCAGGCAAAGCUCACAUGACUGAGCAGUGACAAGACGUGAAUAAAAUGUUCCAUAAAUAUCCAGUGAGAGUGAAAAUAAUUUGUUACCGUCAGUCACUGAGGCAGGAAUUUAAGACCAAAUCUAACCCCUUAUUGUGGCUUGGACAAUACAAUUAAAUACAUUUGAUCAUACAUGAAAAAUAGUUUGUCUUUUAUGUGUUAAUAGCUGAAAUAAAAACCAGUGUCCACACAUCUGAAAUAAAUAACACAACUGAAGGAUGUAGUGGCAGAGUGGCAAACAGUAAAGAGUGAAACGGUGGUUUUAGUAUUUGCUGCCCUCUGCUGGUUGAGUUAGGUUAAAACAUCUGACAACAUUCACAAUCCCACUACAGAAACUAGAUGCAACAACAUAGUGAACAGAUAUUGCAAUUUUUUAUUGCGAUACUUGAGUUACCUGACAAAAUUUACACUGAAAAGAAAACGGGGAGCUCUCAUAAUACACACGCGCGCACGCAACACACACACACACACGCACACAGACCACAUUCGCAGAACCGUCACGUUAAAUGAAAAAGCAUGCAAUAACGUUCAAAGCACAUCAUAGUUCUCAAAAUGAACCUCCUUAGCUGAUUAAAAAGUCCAGAUAUGUUGAAAAUCCAUAGGUUUGAUAUCUACCCAACAAAUUGAACAAUUAAAAGUUAGCUUUAAAUACACAACAUGAUCAUUGAUAAUGACACUGAGUUGAACAGUCAGUUGAUUGUGAUGACUUGCAGCAGCCACCAGAAGCUGGUGUCAUUUACAUUCUACCAGUCACUGUGAGGACCUGGUUUACUGGUCAGAUUGUCCUCCCGGUCCAGGUUGGAACGCAGUGUGAUUUUACAGUACAGCCAAGAAAAACAGUGGAAUUCAAAAGCAGAGGAUCGAAACAUGAAAUGAAUGAAGUUCUGAAAGGAUUCAACUCUGACACAGAAAAAAAAUAUAUUAAUACAUUCGCAAGUCAUUCAGUGAAUCUGUUACAGGUUGCCUCAGUGUGUCAAGGUGAUUUUUUUUUUCUUUCUCACAUGGUUUAAAAACUGAGCUCAUGCUUUUCUAUCACUUCCCUCCUACACACCCAUUACUUCACCUGCCAAAACCACUUAAUAGAAUACACAACCAAGGAGGAGAAUGUGCUUUUUCUCAAAAAGUAUAAAUAAAAUGGUCUCUGUGGGUGGUUCUA
Messenger RNA from Monopterus albus (swamp eel), 2820 nucleotides. Its product is annotated as actin-related protein 2-B. The transcript has 9 exons. The record is from RefSeq and is a predicted model, not a curated record. Lineage: Eukaryota; Metazoa; Chordata; Actinopteri; Synbranchiformes; Synbranchidae. Bases 71 to 1255 code for a protein of 394 amino acids.